Messenger RNA from Salvia hispanica, 1828 nucleotides. The record is from RefSeq and is a predicted model, not a curated record. NCBI's taxonomy places the organism in Eukaryota, Viridiplantae, Streptophyta, Magnoliopsida, Lamiales, Lamiaceae.
UGGUAGCUUCGGUGUGAAUAUCUCAAAUAUAUAUAAAUAGUGAGUUAAAUGCUGCCUCCAAUAUUAGAACAUUUGUUCCUCUCUCUACCCCUUGUGUGUUUGGCAGAAACAGAGAGAGAGACAAAUGAAGCAUUGACUUAGACAGGAAUACUGGGUUUUCACACAGAGUGGCUGUCUCAUAAAUAUUAGAAACUUCAGAGAGAAUUUCUGAGGAGCAGAGGCUUUUGAGUCAGUCCCAACUAUGAAGAGCGCCGUCAGAAUAUCUGCAUUGUUGUGGGCUGACAUAUUAGUGCUCUACGCCUUGUUUGAGAUGCAAGAUUAUCUCACUGAAGUUUGGGGGCUAAGUUUCACCCACGCUGCUGGAAUCCUCAACAUCUGGAAUGGAAUCUCUCUGGUUCUCCAACCUCUCUUCCUCUUUGCCGUCAGCACUUUUCUCGGAAAUUUCUACAUGCUCGUGAUCUCUAGCUCGUCAUACACUCUGGGAAUCUGGCUUCUGUUUAUGUCAGCUCCUCCGGUUCUUGCCAAUGCAACAGGCACGUGCAAGGAAUACGAGCAGGAAUGCAUAAGCAACACACACAAGUCUCUCCUCUACACGGGGAUGGCGUUAAUAGCUGUGGGAGUAGCUGGCAACAACGUGUCCGUGCUAUCAUUUCUCAGAGAGCAACGGGAAAAUAAAUCUAGGGGUGCGGUGAUAGGUUAUUUGAAGAUACCAGGUAUGGCUAUGGUGGCUAUUGUAGGCUUAGCAGGAGCCAUCGCGCUCCCUUACAUAAAACCAUGGACCUACCGGUUUGGAAUACCAGCGGUCUGCACUACUAUUGCUGGCAUAGCCUUUCUGACCGGUUUACGUUUUUGCACGUUCGAUUUCCCGGAUCCAAAUAGGAAGCGGAUAGAAAACUUGGGAAGAAUGUUUACCCUCCGUAUGUUACCAAUGUGGCUGACCUUCUUGGUGUGCGGGAUCAUUUCAUCAACGGGAAACACUUACUUUGUGGAGCAAGCAAAGAACCUGGACCGGCACCUCGGAUCAUGGGAGGUUCCUACUCAGAUUCUGCUGCUUGCUCAGACUUAUUUAGGCAUAUUGCUGGCAUAUUUGGCAAACUUCAGAGGACACGGGGUUGUAAAGGCGAAGAUAUUGGGUGUCGUGUGCUGCAUCGCGGCUGCAGGGGUGGAGAGGAGGAGACUUGGGGUUGUUAGAAGCGAGGGGUUGUUGGAUAAACCGGAGGACGAUGUCCCAAUGAGCGUGUAUUGGUUGUUGUUCCAGUUCGCGCUGCUGGGAGGAAUGGACAAGUUGUUAGAGGAGAGCGUUGCAGAGUUUGAUGAAGAAGACAAACCAUCUACAGAUGGAGACGAAGACAAACCACGUACAGAUGGAGACAAACCACCUACAGAUGACAAUGAAGCUGAUCCCAAGGAGUUGAAGAAACGAUGCAUUCAGAUCUUUAGUAAAGGGGUGUCUGGGCUGGGGUUCAUGUGUGGUGUGCUCUUGGUUUAUGUUGUGGGGAAAAUAAGUGCAAGGGGAGACCAUCCCAACUGGUUCCAGUUCAGCUUGAACCGGAGUCAUUUGGACCGCUAUUAUUGGGUACUCGCGGUUUUGAGUGGUGGCAGUUUAGUCCUAUACGUCGUCGUUCGCAAGUGUUGCUCCUGUUUGGGGCGGUGACAUUUUAUGUUUAAUUUGUGUAUUUUUAUGUCUCAAUUAUUUAAUGGUUGGAGUUACUAAUGGACUUCUGUUUGAGAAGUUCCUUCCUAGCAAGGGGGGAAGUCGUCUUAUUUUGGCUGAGUGCUUUUUUGUACCCAUAUUCUAAAUUUAUAAAUAUGCGUGAUUUGAUUUUUU